Molecule: messenger RNA, 696 nt
Organism: Carica papaya (papaya)
Lineage: Eukaryota; Viridiplantae; Streptophyta; Magnoliopsida; Brassicales; Caricaceae
Source: RefSeq, a predicted model, not a curated record
UAAAAUCCGUAUUUUAUGAACUCACCUAUGUUAAUCUUGUGGGAUUGGCAGAUAAGUGAGGAGGAAAUUACAUUCUUAACUGGAGGUGAUGAUCCUUAUGAUGACAGUGUGGUGUUGAAUAAACUUUUUCAUCCUAAUCUUAAGCUUCUAGUUGUAACUGAAGGAUCAAGUGGUUGUAGAUAUUACACUAAGGAAUUCAAGGGCAGAGUUGGUGGUGUCAAAGUCAAGUCUAUUGACACAACUGGUGCCGGUGAUGCCUUUGUAAGUGGUAUUCUCAGCAGCUUAGCUUCUGACCCAAGUCUACUAAAGGACGAGAAACGGUUAAGAGGAGCUUUACUGUUUGCUAAUGCCUGUGGUGCUCUAACUGUAACGGAGAGAGGUGCAAUUCCUGCACUGCCAACCAGAAAAACGGUUCUUGAGCUCCUAAGUCCAAUUGCUGGGUAAUUGUAUAGGCAGAAGAAAUCCCUAAUUUCUUGUACUUGUUGUAUUAAGUAAGCAUAUAUGCAGUUUGAGUUUCCCUGAAAAAAUUUACAAGGAGCAUUUUGCUUCCUUGUGUUCUUCACUUCAAUCCGAACAAAGAGGUAGUUUAUACGAACCCUGCCAUCUUACUCUGCAUCUUCAAAUGUUGUUGUAGAUGUUUAAAGAGUUAAAAAAUUUAAUGGCUCAAUCUUUGAGAUGUAACGGCUCUAUUCUUCA